AUGAUCUUUCUCAUCGACAACGACGGGGGUGAGCUGGAGCUGUUCCCCAAUCCCACGGGCUACGACUACAAUGAGGUGACGCUUCCGCUUUCGAAGAACAAGCUCAUCGUCUUUCGUUGCGAUGCCCUGGGCUUGAACUACAGCUACCGCCCCAAAGGCAAGCACAUGGCGCUGCAGUCUUGGGUCCUGGAUGUGCCUUCUGAAUGGAAGGACAAGGAGGAGGCCUUGCGGAUCCUGGACGGCCCAGAGGAGCCAGAAGGCCGACGUAACAACGUCAUGGGGGUUUGCACCCGAUAUCCGGGUCUCGGCUUCGAGGUGCAGGCGUACUGGAACAUGUUAGCCGCCGGCACGGACACGGAGGUGAAAAUACCCAUCCAGCGCUGGGACACGGACAUCUACUACAGGGCGGAGCACACGAUCGGCUUCUCAAUGACCUGCCAUGGAGCGAAUCUUCAGCAGUCGGAAAUCGAGAUGUUCGACAACCAGUUCUUCGGCAUCGACAAGAGGGAGGCGAUAGAGAUGGCGCCUUACAUGCGAGUCAUGUUGGAGGUGGGCUACGAGGCCCUGCACAAUGCCGGGCACCGGCGAAGCGAGCUGAAGAACUGGAAGUGCGGCGUCUUCUGCGGGGAUUCCGGCUCCGACUGGGAUGGCAUUCACUACACGAUGGGCAAGGACCUGGACCUCAAGCUGGCGGGCAG
Molecule: messenger RNA, 698 nt
Organism: Symbiodinium necroappetens
Lineage: Eukaryota; Dinophyceae; Suessiales; Symbiodiniaceae
Source: the annotation of a GenBank genome assembly